UUUUAUGGGUGGGGUGAGAUAAUAAAGCAAUAACAAGGCUUUGAUCAACAACACAUCCUACGCAGGCAAUUUAGGGAGCUACGCUAAUCGAGCUAGUAGCUACAAGAACACAAAUAUAUAAAGCACAGCAGACAUGAAACGGGCAAUGAAAAGCAGUGAGAGUAAAGAACAGCUGGUUGGAGACCUCCGCUCCAGGAGUGGUGGUCGAAUCAUGCCCAUGCCAGUUACCGUAUCCGGAGUGUCUUGUGUUUCAUUCUUUUGGCUCUCAGCUACUUUCCUUCUCCUCAGUGGUUUGGUGAUUGCUGGUGGAUUCUCAAACUGGAUCAGCAAUCGAGUGGAACGCUCACCGCUCAGAAAUCCACAAAGAAUCGAGUUGUCUAAUGGACUCGAUAGUGUGGACUUGGGACUCUACUAUCUUUGUUUCAAUCUCACAGCCUGCCCCGACAGUAUCUGCUCGGAUAGUUGUGGGGCUAGUGGAUUUUGUGGCUGCCAUACUUACUUUACGUACAAUCCUGCGACAAAUUUCACCAACAACGGCCGCACCACCCCCACAAACAUGAAGAAAGUUGAAUCUGUUGAGGAGAUCAAGUUUCUGUUCUCUGCUAGCAUUAUAUAUGCCAUUGGUAUUAUCCUACUCUUCAUCUCUCUGAUGAUUGGGAUCUUGGCCUUCUGCAAACCUCGAAUUCGUGGCUGGUCGUUGUUUAUAUUUUCCUUCCUAUUCCAAGUCUUUGCAGCCGUGUUUCUUAUCACAGCACUGAUCCUACUCCCUUUAUUCUUCAACUCCACAUUUGCAAAACAGUUUUGUGGUGAAGAGUCCGCCUACUACAGACGUGGGCAGUGCUAUGUUGACUGGUCUCUUUAUCUGGCAAUGGUAGCGACAGCCUGUUCUCUCUACCUCCCAGCCCUCUCCAUAUUUGCCAUGAACAUUUCUGAUGGCCUCAAUGCGCACGUCUGUUGCUGAACAAUUAUAGUAGACACACCCUAGUAUCACUUUUUAUUCUGCAUGCAGCACUGCAACUUAGGUGCAACUUGAUCAGAUAGCCUACGUAGAUCUUUGUCUUUUUGUACGUAGCAUUUUUCUCGUAGCAUAGUAGAUAAUUUAUGAUGUACGGCACCUGUAAAUUAAUUGUUUUUUUUAUUACCAUACUCUUUUGGCA
Molecule: messenger RNA, 1157 nt
Organism: Halichondria panicea
Lineage: Eukaryota; Metazoa; Porifera; Demospongiae; Suberitida; Halichondriidae
Exons: 3
Coding region: 134-961 (275 amino acids)
Cellular component (GO): membrane
Source: RefSeq, a predicted model, not a curated record